Molecule: messenger RNA, 1758 nt
Organism: Ascochyta rabiei
Lineage: Eukaryota; Fungi; Ascomycota; Dothideomycetes; Pleosporales; Didymellaceae
Product: tRNA (uracil(54)-C(5))-methyltransferase
Exons: 1
Coding region: 1-1758 (585 amino acids)
Biological process (GO): tRNA processing
Molecular function (GO): tRNA (uracil(54)-C5)-methyltransferase activity, S-adenosyl methionine-dependent
Source: RefSeq, a predicted model, not a curated record
AUGGCUUCCUCCGCAGACUCCGCAGCGCCCGUCGAGAGCAAUGGCGCAAAGCGGGUCCUGGAGACUCCACGCAGGAGCGAGGAAGACUCACGGGGCAGCUACCGCUUCAAGAACAAGAGGAUGAAGAACGGCCAUGCUGUCGGCAGCCAGAUCCUGAAGACCAACGGAAGCACCGAAGAGGUCUUGCUCGAGGACGUCACUGCUCUGAUCACCAACUUCUCCCUCGAACGAGACGGAAAACACGCCCCGACAUGCCUCCCAGAAAAGUUCAGUGAGAUCACAGUCACCGUCCGGGAGCUCUCGUCCACCGGAGACGGUCUUGGAUUCCAGCAAGGUUCUGGCUCAGACCAGGUCUACGCCAUCCCCUUUACAGCACCUGGCGACACCGUCACGGCCAAGAUCUUCAAGCACUUCGACAAGGAGAAGUACUCCAUGGCCGACCUCGUCAGAGUCACCAAGCCCUCGCCGCACCGCGAUGAUUCUCUCGUCCAGUGCCCCUACUUUUCCCAGUGUUCAGGAUGCCAGUUCCAGAUGUUGCCCUACGACUACCAACUACAGCACAAGCGGUCUAUUGUCGACCGCGCCUACAGGAACUUUUCCAACCUCUCGCCCCAACUCAUCCCUACAGUUGGCGACACGAUUGGCUCACCACUGCAAUACGGCUACCGCACAAAGCUCACGCCUCACUUCGACGGCCCUCCCGAUUCCCGGCGCAGUGACGGCCGCAACGGCAUCAAACGCACGUUCAAGCAAGUCCCCAACAUCGGCUUCAUGAAAAAAGGAACCCGCAUCACCAUGGACAUUGAAGACUGCCCGAUUGGUACUGCUGCCGUGCGCGCCGGCAACAAACGCGAGCGCAAACGUGUCGUCGACACCCUCUCGUCCUAUCACAAGGGUGCCACGAUCCUGCUCCGCGAGAACACGCAACGCAUACCCAAGGACCAGUACGAUCCGAGCGUAGAGAAAGAAGACCCAGACACUGUAGACGAGGACCGAGGACCGCACAUACACCGCAAGACGUGCGUCACAAACCCCAAUGCCCGCACCACAGAGUACAUCGACGAUUUCCAAUUCGUCAACCCAGCGGGCUCCUUCUUCCAGAACAACAACUCCAUCCUGCCCCCCUUUACGCAAUACAUCCGCGAGCACAUCCUGCCCAAGGACCCCACCCACAAAAUCCGCUACCUAAUCGACGCCUACUCAGGCUCAGGCCUCUUCACCAUCACGCUCUCAAGCCUCUUCGAAUCCUCACUCGGCAUCGACGUAAGCAGCAGCAGCAUCACCUCGGCGACCGAAAACGCCGCGCUCAACGGCCUGUCACCGCAACAAGCGCGCUUCCUCGCCGCCGACGCCUCCAAACUCUUCGCCUCCAUCACGACCCCCGCGGCCGAAACGGUCGUCAUGCUCGACCCCCCGCGCAAAGGCUGCGACGAGUCGUUCUUGCGCCAGCUGGUGCAGUACGGCCCUGCGCGCGUCGUCUACGUCAGCUGCAACGUGCACACGCAGGCGCGCGACGUGGGCGUCCUGGUGGGCGGCAUGGCGGGCGUCGACGGCGGGUCUGGGACGGGCCAGGGGUGCUAUGAACUUGAGAGUGUGAGGGGGUUUGACUUCUUUCCGCAGACGGGGCAUGUCGAGGGUGUGGCCGUGUUGAGGAGGAAGGCUGGGGUGGAGGUGGAGGAGGAGGAGGAGGAGGAGGAGGAGAAGAAGAAGAAGAAGAAGAAGAGAGAGGCGGAGGCAGAGGAAAGUGUAAAAGCCUAA